CCGCCUCACCGUCCAUCAUUCUUUUUGCGGUCGGCUAACAGUCGGUGACUCGAAGAGCGGACGCGUAGAAAGACAGAGAGAGAAGACAGACGACAGUCGCAGCCAUGAACCAGGUUCCGUCACCAACCAGUGCCUCUCCUACAGGAGGCGCUUCCAAGAAGGAAGAUCACAUCAAGCGGCCGAUGAACGCAUUUAUGGUCUGGUCUCGUAUGCAGCGACGGAAGAUUGCCCAAGAAAACCCGAAGAUGCACAACUCGGAGAUUUCUAAACGCCUGGGGUCCGAGUGGAAGCUGCUGACGGAGGCCGAGAAGAGACCGUUCAUCGAUGAGGCCAAGAGGCUGAGGGCUCAACACAUGAAGGAGCAUCCUGACUACAAGUACCGACCUCGCAGGAAGCCCAAAACCCUCCAGAAAAACGGCUACAGCUUCCCGCUGCCCUACCUGGCAACGUCAGCGCUCGACCCUCUUGGACCGCUGCACCAGACUUACUACUCGACUCCCGCCGUGCCCUCGCCGCUGGACGUCGCCGGGGAGAAGUCGCGUCUCUUCCCAGCUGCCGCCACCCUCCCGCCUCACUUCUAUCCCGGAUUCGACCCUCAGCAUUUCAGCAAACUGGCGGCAGCACAAGACCACUACAAGCCCAUGACUUCCCUUCCCUGUUCAGACUCUGCGGCCGCGGCUGCAGCCAGCGUCUCGGCCGCCGCCUCCAUGAGCGGGAUGUCAACGGUAUCGGCGUUAUACUCCUCCCUUUAUUCCAAGUCGGCGUCCUCUCUCUUGUCGGGAAUGUCAGCGGGACUGACGACUGGGCAGCAGCAGCAGCAGGCAGCAGCGCAUCAGGCUCAACUCUACCCAGGCUACCCUCCCGCCGUCGACCAACUUCGCCGGCCUGUGUCGGUCAUCUUCUGAGAUGACCUGUGAGUGUCACGUCCGGUGACGAAGCAGCCCGACUUGGUGCCGAGGUCAAGGGGCGGUCAGACUGUAAUAUAGUGUACAUAGUACAUAGUGACGUGUAAACCACUUUCCCUCCUGUUCCGAACUUCGUUAACGAUGUGUUAAGUGUCCAUUCCUGUGCCACAACUGUGUCAGUCAUGAUAACGAUGAAAUAAACCCGCAGUCAGUAGAAGGCUGCCUCAGAGUGCCACAGCAAGUAUCCUUAAGCGAGGACAACUUAUACACGAACGCUCAGUUCCAUGAGGGACCUGCCUGCCAGGGGCCGCCAGAUUUUCUUGACGCUUCAAGAAAUUGUCUACGGCGGUGCCAUGGGUACAUCCUGUCCCUCGAGCCGCCCCCGAUGAAGGCAGAGUUCGGAAGCGGCGGCGGCGGCGGCGGCGGCGGCGGCGGUGGCGGUGACGGCGGCAUCGGCAUCCUGCUCCUGCUGUUGCUGUUGAGGCGCGACUUGCAAUCCUCCCUGCUGAGCCCAAUGAUGUUUUGUGUGUGUAUAUUGACCGAGUAGGGGCGAUGUGAAACCGUGUCUUGUUGCAAUGUAAGUAAUCUUCUGAGAGUUUCCGUUGGCUGAACUGAUUCUCUUUUUAUAUAAUUAACACUGGCUAAGAAUAAAAGUGAGCCUAUAAAGAGAACAGGAAGACUUACAUUGCUCCUAGACUUUUUAUGUUUAAUAAAUUAACAAGUGUACAAGUGCGUAUAGACUAGUCUUUUUUUUCGAAGCUCAUCAGUGGAGUAUAUUUAACUUUGUUGUUUUAAUGUUGAAUUAUAUAUGUGUAAAACGUACUUUUUUGUACCAUGUACAUAACAAAACGCUGAUGUUAUUAAUAAUAAUCGA
Macrobrachium nipponense is the source of this 1779-nucleotide messenger RNA. RefSeq names its product transcription factor Sox-14-like. The coding region runs from base 105 to 905 and encodes 266 amino acids. Lineage: Eukaryota; Metazoa; Arthropoda; Malacostraca; Decapoda; Palaemonidae. The record is from RefSeq and is a predicted model, not a curated record. Gene Ontology annotation, molecular function: RNA polymerase II cis-regulatory region sequence-specific DNA binding; DNA-binding transcription factor activity, RNA polymerase II-specific. The transcript has a single exon. Gene Ontology annotation, biological process: regulation of DNA-templated transcription; cell differentiation; anatomical structure morphogenesis.